AUGGAGGAGGGCCGCCGCCGGCGCGGUAGCGGGAGAGACCGCAUCAGCGGCCUCCCCGACGAGCUGCUGCACGAAAUCCUACGCCACCUCAGGUCGUCCCCCGCCGCCGCGCCCACCAGCGCGCUCUCCCGCCGCUGGCGCCGCGUCUGGGCCGGCGUCCCUGAUCUCGUCCUCGGCCGCGACCUGCCGAUCCGUCACGGGGCCUCCUUCCUCGACGCCGUCGACGCCGCCCUCGAAUCCUACGACUCCGCCGCCGACCCGGCCGCCCACCUCCACGGGCUCGAGAUCAGCGCGCGGCCCGGACGCGACGCGACGUUUCACCCGUUGCCGUCCGACGAGCUCGAGCUGCCGCCGUGCGAGAGGGCGACGAGCAUCAGGCUCCUCCUCAGCGAACCGUUCCUCCUCCGGCCCCCGCCGAUCGGCACCGGCACGUUCGCGGCGCUGGCCGAGCUGGAGAUUGUCCGGGUCGCCAUGGAUGCCCGGGAGCUUGAGGUCCUCGUCUCCUCGCCGUGCCCGCGCCUGCAGAAGCUCAUCCUGUUUAUCACGCUGGUGGACGCCUCCGACCUCUCCCUGCGCUCCGCAACACUCAGGCACCUCAAGUUCCACGUCUCCGAAACCCGCCGCCUCGACGUCGCCGCCCCUGCACUGCAAGUGCUGCAUGUAUCCUUCGUCCAAGACGGCGGCCACAUUGCCGCACCGGAUCUGGCCGAGGUCUCCUUGGACGGCCCCGACGCGGGGUGCCACCUCCAGCGGCUAGACAUUAAGCAUCGGUCUUCUGCAAAGGCGCCUCUGAUGCAGCGGUUCGACACGGUCAACGAGCUUAGAAUCCCUUCUCAACUUGUGCUUGAAACAAAGGGAUUCAUUCCAAAUUGCAAGACCUUGGGGGUAUCCUUCUCAAGAAAUUCGCAUGCCUGUGUACCAUGCAUGAUGCGUCUCAUUAGGAGAAGCAACGGUAUAAGGAAGCUUGUAAUAUCUGCGCCUGUCUCCACGCGUCUUUAUUGCUCGUCGUCUUACUCAUGUCGCUCACCACAGAGCGCCAUGGCAGACAUCAUCCUUGAUUCACUUGAAGAGAUAGAUCUCCAUUUACUCGGAAGAGGAUCAGCACAAGAAGUGGACUUCCUCGAGCCGCUGCUAUCCAUGUGCAACGCAGCAAAGCUUAAAGGUGUGGAAAUUAGCAUACCGUACCAAGAUGGUAAUCCUUCUUUAAGUGAUAGUGCAUGCAGAAAGAUCCUAGAAAUGUCUCGUCGGACCAAUGUCAAUAUCAGAUUAGUAUGUGUUGAUUGAGAAGUAACGGUUUAUUCUCCUGUUAUGAGAUUGUUCUACUGAUGAGUUUUACAUCUCCA
Molecule: messenger RNA, 1343 nt
Organism: Brachypodium distachyon (stiff brome)
Lineage: Eukaryota; Viridiplantae; Streptophyta; Magnoliopsida; Poales; Poaceae
Product: FBD-associated F-box protein At2g26860
Exons: 4
Coding region: 1-1284 (427 amino acids)
Molecular function (GO): protein binding
Source: RefSeq, a predicted model, not a curated record